AUGUCUGAUUCCGCCGUCCUACAAGAUAUUAUUUUAGAACAAUACCUAUGGUAUGGCUUCUUGUUAUGGCAGGCAAUGUCAAUAUAUGUAGAGAUGCCCGGGACAGUCAGCAAUAAUUCUUGCCGUGUCGUUGAAUAUACGUAUCCUGUGUUAGAAAUCAUCACAGUGGCUAGCACCAGCUGGCGGCUCUGGACAUUUACGAGGACAUCAUCGACAUUCCAGUAUCCACUAUGGGUUCAAGUUUUGCAGGAUUGUCUCGUUGUGCAUCUAGUGAAUCGUCUGAAUCCGUUUUACACAGGAAACUCUCGUCCCACCUUGUCUCAUCUUACUUGGGAAUAUAUUGCUCUUAUACUGGAUUGGCAGAGGUAUAUUCUUGGUGGUGGCAGCAAGUGGCUCUCUUCAGAUUUCGUUUGGGGUGGUACUCAGCGAAUUCAUGGGACCAUUUUUAAAAGGAUUCCCAAUCUCUUGGCCAACCGUUUAUUCCUCAACCUCAGAACCCACCAGAAUCCACGAUACGGGCUUUCCUCGAAUGACCCAACUCUACCCGCUCCCUCAUUGGCCCAGAAUCGUCCCAAUCGCUUCCUCGGCAACAUUGGUGAACCACUUGACUAUGACCAAUGGGAUGACUUUUUGGAUGACGAGGAUGUCCAUGAUGAAGCUGCAGGGAAUAACACGGAUUCAAAUAGAGCACAGGACCCUUUGAUGACCUUUGUUCCAGUCGUGUAUGAAGGACCAGAUGCAAUAAAUAUCGAGAUGGUCCCUAUGCAAAGAGAGCCAGAGCCAGUCGCUGGUCCAUCCAAUGUGACGGAGAUAGCUUGA
This is a messenger RNA of Stereum hirsutum FP-91666 SS1, 819 nucleotides long. RefSeq lists its product as uncharacterized. NCBI's taxonomy places the organism in Eukaryota, Fungi, Basidiomycota, Agaricomycetes, Russulales, Stereaceae. The transcript has 10 exons. Bases 1 to 819 code for a protein of 272 amino acids. The record is from RefSeq and is a predicted model, not a curated record.